GAUGGAUUUGAAGCUAUGUCACUGGGAUGUGAAUGGGACAGGCUGGUUGGGCUGUGUGUGUAUGUGUGUGUGCUGGAAUUAGGCUGCUUGUUCCACUCCAAGCCUCCUCACACCACAGCAGACCAGCUGCAGCCUUCCUUUGAGAACCGUCACAGAACUCUGAGCAGAGGCAGGAUGAAGCUGUUGUGGAUCAGUGGGCUCCUCUGCCUCGUUGCCUUUCAAUUAAGUGUGGCCAGAUUCAUCCCAGAAGGAGUUCCAUACGAUGAACCCCCUGCUGUUCCCUACUGGCCCUACUCCACCUCAGACUUCUGGAACUACGUUGAAUACUUCAGAUCUAUCGGGGCCUACAACCACAUCAACGAAAUGGCUCGGGCUUUCUUCGCCCACCAGCCCCUUGGAGACACCCUGGGAUAUGAGUCCAAUGCAGGACAUGAACACUGAGAAUGGAGCCAGGCAUUGUUGGCAAAGGGGAUCAAACUAUACUGAUGUAGAAGUAAAAAGAGAACACAUAUUUUAUCAUCUUUAAACUUUCUUUAGUUUCAAGCAUAGCCAUAGAUACAGACGUGUGUAGCCCUGUUGCUUGUAUUAGAGAAUAUAUCCAUCUACUGCGUGCAAAAUAAAUAAGAAAUUUGCUUCUAGGUAAAGUUUCUAAAGAAUGAAUUCAUUUAUGCACUUUUUUUUUCUCUGUCAAAGAGAUUAGGUUCUGCUUAGCAUUAAUGGGGGCAAAUGACAAAUGACGGUGAUGAUGAAAUGCAUUUUAUUAUGUAAUAAAACAACACUGUCAAGAUUAAUAUUUAAGGUCAACAUGCUAUCCUUCGAAUAUUUAUCAUCUUUUUGAUUAGAGAGUAGAAAAGCUGAGCAUAGACAGUUGGAGAAUACAGCUUAUUAAAAGCACAGGAAUUUCACCUUCAACAGUUUAGAAACUUUGCACCAAAAUAUAUUAGUGUCAUCAGCAUCACUCUUUAUAUAUAUAUGAAUACUUUUAAUCAAGAGAAAAUUAAUUAAAAUAAAAUUUUAUCUCUAAA
Molecule: messenger RNA, 1025 nt
Organism: Cyprinodon tularosa
Lineage: Eukaryota; Metazoa; Chordata; Actinopteri; Cyprinodontiformes; Cyprinodontidae
Gene: otos
Product: otospiralin
Exons: 4
Coding region: 16-441 (141 amino acids)
Biological process (GO): sensory perception of sound
Source: RefSeq, a predicted model, not a curated record